This is a messenger RNA of Scomber japonicus (chub mackerel), 6795 nucleotides long. It is a transcript of the gene magi3a, whose product is annotated as membrane associated guanylate kinase, WW and PDZ domain containing 3a. Gene Ontology annotation, molecular function: protein binding. NCBI's taxonomy places the organism in Eukaryota, Metazoa, Chordata, Actinopteri, Scombriformes, Scombridae. Gene Ontology annotation, biological process: signal transduction. The transcript has 21 exons. The record is from RefSeq and is a predicted model, not a curated record. Gene Ontology annotation, cellular component: cytoplasm. Bases 130 to 4530 code for a protein of 1466 amino acids.
CAACACAAGUAAGCAUUAACUUCUAUAAAUCUGCAAUGAUUUUUCCGUGCGUCAUUGCGUCUUAGGGUCUUGCGUUGAAGGACAAUCGUUCUUGGACUUCCUUUUACAGGUUUACAGGAGCUACCAACAAUGUCCAAGACACUGAAGAAGAAGAAGCACUGGUCCACGAAAGUGCAGGAGUGCAGCGUGUCGUGGGGAGGUUCCGGGGAGUUGGUCACCGUGGUUGAGGUGCGUGGCGGUGCUGAGCUUGGAGAGUUCCCCCACCUCGGACACUUCGUUUCUGAGGCGAUGGUUUGUCACGCCGGGAGGUUUCCCAGCAGCGGGGACGUGCUCCUGGAGGUGAACGGCACUCCAGUGAGCGGACUCACCAACCGAGACACACUGGCUGUCGUCCGUCACUUUCGAGAGCCCAUCCGCCUGAAGACUGUGAAACCAGGUAAGGUGUUGAAUACUGAUUUGCGUCACUACCUCAGUCUGCAGUUCCAGAAGGGCUCCCUGGACCAUAAGCUCCAGCAGGUGAUCCGGGACAACCUGUACCUACGCACCAUUCCCUGUACCACUCGGCAGCCCAGAGAGGGGGAAGUUCCUGGAGUGGACUACAAUUUCAUCAGUGUGGGGGAGUUUCGUGAACUGGAAGAAAGUGGACUGCUGCUGGAGAGCGGCACCUACGAUGGCAAUUAUUAUGGCACUCCUAAGCCUCCUGCAGAGCCCAGUCCUGUGCAGCCUGAUUUGGUGGACCAGGUUCUGUUUGAUGAGGAAUUUGACAGCGAAGUCCAACGAAAACGCACAACCUCGGUCAGUAAGAUGGACAGAAAGGACAGUGCAGCCCCAGAAGAAGAAGAGGAAGAGGAGAGGCCUCCUAUGGUCAACGGCCUAGCUGAGCACAAGGACAAGGCAGAGUGGAGGAAGACGGUGCCCAGCUACAACCAGUCAGCCGGGGCCAUGGACCUGCGUACGUGGAACACGUUGACUCCGGAUGAAAGUCAGGAGCCCUUGCCUAAAAACUGGGAGAUGGCCUAUACAGAGACUGGCAUGGUCUAUUUCAUAGAUCACAACAGCAAGACCACUACCUGGCUGGACCCCCGCCUUGCCAAAAAGGCCAAGCCUCCUGAGAAAUGUGACGAAGGAGAGCUGCCCUACGGCUGGGAGAAGAUUGAGGACCCCCAGUAUGGAACCUACUACGUGGACCACAUCAACCAGAAGACACAGUUUGAGAAUCCAGUACUGGAAGCAAAGAGAAAGUUGAGUGUGGACUUGCCCACCGCAGUAUCGCCACCGGCAGCCACGCCCUCAGCAGAGGAGGUUGGUAGGGGAUUGCGGGGCUUCACGCGAGAUCCAUCUCAACUGCAGGGCUCCAUCCUACAGACAGCACUUAGAAAAAGCCCACAGGGCUUUGGGUUCACCAUCAUUGGAGGAGACCGACCCGAUGAGUUUCUUCAGGUCAAAAACGUCCUUCCAGAUGGGCCUGCUGCACAUGACAACAAGAUAGCCUCAGGUGAUGUGAUUGUAGACAUCAAUGGGGCAUGUGUGCUGGGGAAGACUCAUGCUGAUGUGGUGCAGAUGUUUCAGUCCAUCCCGAUCAACCAAUAUGUGGACAUGGUCCUGUGCCGGGGCUACCCCUUGCCUGAGGACUCCAGCAGCAGUGAGGAGGCCUCAGGUGGCGUCGGCACCUCCAAGGACACUUCCCCGACACCCUCCACCUCCACGCCACAGGAACCCCAUUACACAAUCCCAGAUGGAGGAACCCUCUCCAGGCAGACUGCUGCAGUGCCUCCCAUGACCAAUGGAGGGCGCCACCACCACCAUCCUCACUCCCACCAACACCAUCACCACCUUCCUCACGCCCACAACCAAGAAGGCCCUGACCCCACUCUGUUGCAGCCAGAGCUUGUGAGUGUGCCCUUGGUGAAAGGUCCCGGAGGUUUUGGAUUUGCCAUUGCAGAUUGCCCUCUGGGCCAAAAGGUGAAGAUGAUCCUGGAUGCCCAGUGGUGCCGCGGCUUGCUGAAGGGUGACGUAAUCAAGGAGAUCAACAGACAAAAUGUCCAGACGUUGAGCCACUCCCAAGUUGUGGACAUCCUCAAAGAUCUGCCUGUAGGCAGUGAGGUUAACGUGCUGGUGCUUAGAGGAGGCCAGACAUCUCCUGUGAAAUCCCUAAAGCCGUGCACAGCUCCUAUGUCCCAAGCCCUAUCCCAGCCUGCUCCUCAACAGAUGCCCCAUCCCUGUUCCCAGCCCAUAACACAGCCUCAGCGACAGGACAUCAUCAACAACACAGAGGGCCUAGGUCACUCGGAAAUGCCCCCCAAUCCACUCCCCUUCUCUGCCAACACACUACGCUCGUCUUCACCCAAACCGGACGCAACUGAGCUCUACCUCAAGUCCAGGGCCAUGUUGGACAGCAAGCCUCCUAACACUAAGGACCUGGACGUUUUCAUCAAAAGAAACCAGGAGUCAGGCUUUGGCUUCAGAGUCCUUGGAGGCGAGGGGCCGGAUCAGCCAGUGUACAUUGGUGCCAUCGUGCCACUCGGUGCAGCUGAGAAGGACGGGCGCUUGCGGGCAGGGGAUGAGCUGCUUUGUAUAGAUGGCGUGGCAGUAAAGGGCAAAUCCCACAAACAGGUGCUGGAGCUGAUGACCAACGCUGCCCGUAAUGGUCAAGUCAUGCUCACAGUCCGCAGGAAACUCUCUCACAUAGAUAACAGUGAGGAGGAGAGCAGCCAGCAGCCGCAGCAUGUAGCAUCCGCCCUGGUCAACAGCUCUCCCAAGAUGCCUCGCAUCGAGGUGCCGAACUCUGUCUCACCCUCCCAGCCGUCUCGGCCGGAGUGCUUUGAUGUUACUCUGCAGCGAAAAGACAACGAGGGCUUCGGAUUUGUUAUCCUCACUUCGAAGAACAAGCCUCCACCUGGAGUAAUACCUCACAAGAUUGGCCGUAUUAUUGAGGGCAGCCCCACAGACCGUAUAGGUCAGAUGAAGGUGGGGGACCGUAUCUCUGCUGUCAACGGUCGGUCCAUCAUGGAGCUGUCGCACAACGACAUCGUUCAGCUCAUCAAGGAAGCCGGAAAUUCUGUCACACUCACUGUUGUGCCUGAAGAUGACAGCACUCCUCCAUCUGGAACAAAUUCAGCCAAGCAGAGUCCUUCAGCACAACACAGAGCUGUGGGCCAACAGCCUCCCAGCUACUCAGACAGGAAUGGUGACUCUCUCCCACCAAUUGAGAUGGCAACACUUAUCACGUCAGGCCCUAAGCAGGGCUGUUUUGUGGUGGAGCUGGAACGCAGCCAGCGGGGCUUCGGCUUCAGUCUGAGAGGAGGGAAAGAGUAUAACAUGGGCCUGUUCAUCCUUCGCCUGGCUGAAGAUGGACCUGCUCUUAAAGAUGGCAGGAUACAUGUUGGAGAUCAGAUAGUGGAGAUCAACGGCGAGGCCACCCAGGGCAUCACACACACUCGGGCAAUUGAACUGAUCCAAGCAGGAGGCAGCAAAGUUCAUCUGCUGCUCCGACCUGGCCAGGGCUUAGUCCCUGAUCACAGUUCAAAGGACAAAGUAACCAUUUCAACCUCAAGCUUUCCCAAACUUUCUGUAUCUGACGGGCAGUCAUCUCCAGCAUCUCCAUCAUCUGUCUCCCUCUCUACCUCGGAACUGUCCCCUUCUUCACCCAAAAUAACCGCCCCUGAUGAGUUUUCCGGUGGGGACCCCAGGGCAACUGGGUCCCAUGUCGCUGGACAGGAGCCCGCACAGCAAGCUAACAGAUCAAGAGGACAACAGCUCUCCCACCACAACCAUAAGCGUACCACCAGCCCCAGCACCCAGACCAGAAAAACAAGCAGGAGUGACUCCAAGUCUGCUAGUCCCAAGAGAGGCACUGAAGGCUGGGCAGAUCACGUAGAGCGCUCCCACAGCCCCAGAAAAACAGAGAGAAGUCACAGUGGAUCAUUGGAGGACAUGAGCAGGGAUAGAAAAGCCCAUGGGCAGAGAGACUACCACUCCUCUAGCCCCAGGAAGAACUCCAAGAGAGAACAUGACCCUGCUGUGCCUUCGAAGAAACUGGAGGAGCCCCAGAGCCCCAGACGUCCAGCUGGUCAACAGCCCCCAGUUUCCUCUGGCGAUGGUAAAGACUGGAGAUACAAGGAUGAGGAUGCAGCCUAUUGGCAGGAGAGGGGGGCUACAGAGAGUGGAGACAAAAUCUGGGGGACCAGUGAUCGCCACAAGAAGGGAAGAAGGGCUGAACAAGAGGCAAUGGCACAAAAAUCCUAUUCCCAAAUGCACAGGGAGAGGUCAGGGUCGGAUGCUGAUAGCGGCACCCUGAGCCGGAGGAGUGGAAGAGACAAAGGAGAUAAGGAAUAUCGGGAGAGUAAGUACCACGGGCCAGGUGAAGAAGUUAAUAGGAAGGACCCCAGAGGUUCAAGCAGUAGCAUCCAGGACCCCAGCUGCAAUGGGACAGCUACCAACAAGAAAGCUGCCAUCACUCCUGGCCCAUGGAAAGUUCCCAGCUCUGCCAAGAUCCAGUCCCACGUGGACCCAGCAUAUGAGGGUAUCUGACAUCCUCCCCGAACUCUCCAUAUAUGUUAAAAGAAACCUGAGCCUUUGAGAAAUGGACAGUCUGAAUGGAAGGAUUUUUUUUUAGCAAUUUCGGACAAAGCAGAUCACUGUGUAACCAGCAACAUAGCUUCUCACUGCUUCAGAUUUUUUUUUUCACCCAGUUUGCCUCCAGUCAGUUUGCAUCAAGCUACUGAUGUUUGAUCUGACAUGCAUGCUCAUACCUACAUGAGUAUUUGUACGAUGAUGUGUGGACAUGAGUGUGUGACAGGUGUUUCUGAGUGUGAUUUUUUUUUUUUUUUGGAUGUGACACUGAAGUCUAUUUUGUGCCAAUCAGAGACUCCGGUUAUAAAGAAGCUGCUCCAUAUUGCACUCACUGUGAGACUGUUUGUGGGCAAUAAGGGUGAACUGCUCUCACCUUCUACCCACCUCAAUGAAGGAUCCUGCUUUUUUAUUUUUUUUGGUCACUUUGAAGGUUUAAGGCACAUUCAUGCAGUCACGUAGCUUUUUCUUCCUGGAAAAAUGGAUUCACUCUUGUUGUCACUGAUGAUAUGGAUGUAUUAUAAGGCUGAAAAGGUGACAGAGUGUCUUCUAAUUUGUUUACUGUCUUCUUUUUUUUGAGAGAGAGAGCGAGAGAGAGAGAGAGAGCCCGACCAGAGUUGUGAACUGUAUGUGUGUGAAUGCGUUCAUACACGUGAAGACUCUGAAACACUCUGAUCCCCAUUAGCUUAUCAGAGGGUGGACAGACUACCUUGGAGCUUUAUAUGCAUCAAUCAGCAGACCAGAUACUUGUGGUUAUAGUUCUAAUGUUUGUUACAUGUGUGUUAAUAAUAAAAGCAUAAUGUAAUUUAUUGAAAUUGUAUGUAAAGAAAAACUGUUAGUACACAUAUCCAUGCUGACUCAUUUCACUUUUGAUGUGGACUUAUAGAAAGAAAUAGAAUGUGUAGAUAAGCAUCACAAUAUAAUAUACUUUGUUCAAUGUGGUGACUGGUCAGACAUACUGCUGUUUCUCACUGUAAUAUCUAACACAUCAUACAGUACAACACUAAACUAUAGGAACUGCACAAUCUAUACAUUCUAUUUCUAAGAUUUCAUGCUCUGUGAAUGGUCAAGCGAGCCUGAUUCAUAAUGUUGUCUACUGUUAUCAGCUCUGUAUUUUAGGUCCUCUGGCUAUGUGUGUAUGUGUACAAACAGACUGGUAGGCCUAUGUAUUUUUAGAUAUUGCUGUAGCAUUGACUCUACUUAAUCUGAAGCAUUAUUUAACAAAGUGAUUACACAUAUAUUGACACAUAUUUUAGAUGAGUUGGAUUAACAGAGCUUGAUUGUAAGAUGUGAGACCUCUGCCUUCAACUUAUUAAUACUUUAAGAGAUGCUUGUAUUUUUUAUCACCAUAAAUGUAGGCACAAAAACAUAUUGUUUUUCUCCUUAUUCUAACCUCCAAAUCUAUUUUUGAUCAAAUGUUUUAUUUAAUCCAUGCACCCUAUAUGUGAGAAAAAAAAUAGUAUGUAUAUUUUUGACUUUGUUAGUCAUUAACAUCAUGCCUGUCACUUUUGUGAUUAUAAAUAAAGCCAGGCUCCCAAAGAAUGCAAUUAUUUUUCCACUCAAAGAGGGAAGUCAUUAUAGCGUGUUGCCCUUUGGCAGUUGCACAUAGUGCAUGGCGAGAAAAUGACUUUAACAGCUGCUUCUUAGGGAGUCUGAUUUGAAAUUACACUAUAAAGUUUUGGGGGAAUUUAUUGGGAUCUGUUUCUGUGUUCUGCUCUGAAGACAAAUUUUUUUCGUGUUGUUUCAAUGUUGCUACUGUGGAGUACAGAGACAUCUAGUGGCUCAUAUUGUACACUGCUAUUCACAAACUAGUCAUUGCUUGAAGUGUAUCCUCAUCAGCCUGCCUGUUUAAGGAUGUGCAGAAGUAAUACGUGCAUCUCUUGGUCUGUGAGAUCAAUUAUUAAUUUAUUGUUCACUUUAUUGUUGAUACGAUGGGCUACUGUAUUAUUUACUGUUCAUGCCAUUACCAUGUAUGAUACUGUGGCCUUGCAUUGCUCCAACAUAUAUUAAAAAAAAAAUCUUUUAGUUUUGACAUCAUGGUAGUUGUAAAUGUUUAUAAAUUGUACAGCACCUGUAUAAAUAUUUGCCUUCAUGCAGAAAAAAAAAUCCUCUGUAAAUCGUUUCAUUAUUUUUUUAAGGGAGCUGAGAAGGAAGAGAUAUAAAAAUGGGUGAAAAGAAAUACUCUUGUCAUGGCAUUCUGUUCAUGCACUGAUAAAUAAAGGUUUA